AUGACUUCCUUCUUUCAGCCCGACUCCUUUGAUCCCACCAUCGAGGAGUGCGGCUCGUCAACCUUUGAUGUCUACUGCAACAACAUCGUCCCAGCAGACCGCCGCUUUCAGUCCCCUUACCAGGUCGUCAACUUCGUCCUCGGCACAGCUGCCCUUGCCCUGCCUCUCCUGCUAUGGCUCUUCCUGCUACUGCGGAGCAGCAGGCUCAAACAGCUUGCCGGGGCUUCACGUUCAAGCAACAAAGGGGGCCAGUUCAAAGACCUGGAUGGCCAUGGGACUACUGCUCCCCUAACUUGCGACACGAGCACUUCUCUCCCGUAUGAAUCGGACUCGGAUGGCUCUUUGCAACCGCAUCACGAGCCCUACCAUUUGACCGUCCUCCCCCUCGACUUCUCUCCGCCCGGCGCCGACCAGGACGACGUCGGCGCGCGGAAAUCCACCCGCUGGACUAUUGGCACCGUACUCCCGCCAAAGAGGCCCCUGGCCUGCGUCAACCUUGAUGACCUCGGCCCCGAGGCCCUCCGAGAUGCCCAGCUGGAGCGGACCACGGCGGUUCUGGUGUCCAUGUGCGUGGACGGGAACCUCGCCGGCCUCGCCCUUCGCGCCUCGUCUUCCACUAAGCCGAAGCAAGUCGAGAAGCUGUUGCAUAGACUGUCUUCGAGUCAAGUCUCGGCCCUGCUCCUGUUCCACCACGAUGGCUCGCGCAUCCUCGACUCCAUCAGCCUCGAGCACGCCGCGGGCAUCGUCGUCGAAAAUGCCGUCAUCCUCCCAGACGGCCAGCGCAGAGAUUACUUUCAGGCCAAGGGGCUCCGUGACAUCACGGCCAAGUGCGCCAAGGAGCGCGAGACCAGGCCCGACUUCUUCCUUGGCUUUCUCGAGCUCUGGAGGCAACGGCCGCAUCCGUCCAUCGUCCGCCGAGCCGUCAAGCUCGCCGACCAUUUCGGCGCCGUCGUCGAGCACGCCUCUUCGGACUCGGGCUCGGACCCGCAAGUGCCCUCGGUCCCGGCAAGUCGCACAUUGAGCGCCUUUGAGUAUCUGAAGCGCCCGGACGUGACAAAGUUGCAAAGCUGCUGGACCGCGGAGCAGCGUAAAACCUGGAUCCCCGAUGGCAAAGCAGCACCGCCGCCAAUGGCACCGCUCGAAGCCAAGCAGCUCGGCUCCAUCAUCCCCGGCGCCCCCAAGCUUCUGCGUCACGAGCCGUUGCCACUCGCGCUCAGUAAGCUGCAGUCGGAGAAGCCGGCGUACUGUGAUCCGCCCGAGUACGUCUCGUUUGCCCCGAGCCGUGACGACUUCUGGAACACGUCACGCGACGGCAAUACCCUCUCGCCAUACGGCUGCUACUCCAUUUGCUCCGAGCCGUCCCACGAAGACUACGUCGCCAUCGUCGAGACUCAGCAGCACCUCAAGGAGCUCGACAUGCUGCACGAUGUCAACAGUGUAGCUUCCUUCAAGCUUCUCGGCUCUCUGCGGUCGCUCGCCGCAUUGGAUGGUUGUGGCCCUUUGGUCCAGGACCUCGUCAAUGGCCUCGAGUCGCAGCAUAUUCGUGUCUACAGGGGCCUGGACACCGGCUUCCGACUGCCCGACGGAGAUGCCUCCUUCUGGGGCGUUUCCAAGACUCGAGACCCUGAUAAAAGGCUCUGUGUCGACAUAUUCAUCUCGCAAAAGGCGCCAGAUGAUGCAGCCACCGUUCUUCACACCUGGCUGGCGCACCACGGCCUGCCCCGCGACCUGCGGUACCACUCGGAAGCCCUGCUCGAGACUGGCACCGGCAGUGCCGCUGCCCUCAGCGGUCUGCCCAUGAGCAUCAAGGCUGGCAUCGAAAGGGCAACGCGGGCGGAAACGCUCCAGCUGCUCCAGCAGAUCCAGGUGGCGCGGCUUGACGGGCCUCUGAGGAAGCCCAUGGUCGAACUGUGCCGCUUCCUGCUCGUUGACCAGACGUCGACGACGUUGCGGAUGCGGACAUAUGGCCGUAAGCUCCUCGAUGGCUCCAUGACCAUGCGCGACGCCCUUGCCGUCCGGCUCGAAAGUCUGGUACGGCUCGGCGCCCACAAGCUGCCCCCUCUUGAGAAUAUCAUGGAGCUCUACCGCCUGGUCGACGAAGCCGUUCGCGACGCUCUCUUCUACGGGGACAAGGAGCCCCUCAACGCAUUCACCGGCGCCCUCGUCCAAGCCUUUGACAUCGAGUCUUCAAGCCCACACAGCCACGUUGACGUCGACACCGAUCUCUUCGCCCUCGUCUUCUUCGGUGUGCUGCGCAGAGCGGCGUUUGAGGAUGUCUACAACGAGGCUACCGACCGCUGCCCGCUCUUCCUCCAGCCCGACCAAGCAGCCGUCUUCUCGGAGCUCUGGGUCCUGGGUUCGCAGUGCGAGGGUUACUUUGGCAUCCUGCCGCGCGACCUGGGCGAGAUAAUCUACGACCGCUACCGGCUCUUCCUCGAGGGGCGGGUGCCAAACACCGGCGACCGGACCAACGAGAUCAUGACCAUGUACUCGAGCCUCGAGUCGAGCCCGCAGACCGAAAGCGUCGCCAAGCGCAACAAGUGGCGAGCCACGCUUGGGGGUCAGACGACCAUGUUCGAGAAGCUCGACAAGUGGAAGACGCGCUUCGCCGAGUUUGGCGCCAUGUCCAUCUUUUGCCUCCCUGCCAUUCUCGAUGUCGUGAUGCUCACCUUUAUCGGCCGUGGCAUGUUCAUGACUGCAUUUAUGCAGCCGGACCACCUCCGCGCCGCCGUCUACGCCCUGCUUAUAUCCCUCCUCCUCUCUGCCGGUAUCGUUGGCUGGGUCGGUAGCACCGGCAACUACUACCUCGCCCACUAUGCCUACGACAACAUGGUUCACUUUCACGUCCAGCGCCUCUCGGGCGGCUUUGUCCUGGCCCUCGCCGUAGCCGCCUGCGGUCUCGUCGUCUUCUCCCUCGUCUACUCUGUCGCCGUGGGCUUCAUCUUCGUCGCCUUCCUCCUUGGCAUCACCACCUACCUCAACCUGCUUGGCAUCCUUGCGACCAUGCAUCAGCAAGAUAGCCCUAUGACAUCUGGCCGCACCGUCGUCUGGCGCAACAUCCCCCUACUCCUGCUGUCGCCCCUCAUCUCCUCCUUUGUCAACGGCCACGACAUUAAGAUAUAUCUCCCAAUCAUCUACACUUUCCUUCUCGCCCUCAUUUACCAGCACCGUAAGCUGUGUCACGAGUGGUCCUGCUGGAUGAGUAAUAUCCCUGACUUCUCCGACAAGGACGUUCUCGAAUGGUUCGUGGCCAAGAACGAGUCAGGCCCAGAUUCCGGGGAAACGUCGCAGGUCCGCGGCAAAGAUGCUCAGGAUGCCUUUCGAGAGGCCGUCUCGUCCUAUAGCCGCCGGACGCGAGACGCCGUCACCUCGGGUCUCAUGGUCGACGCCCUUGUCGGUCGUGUGGCCAAGGGCAUGCCCUACGUCGGCUGGCUGUUCAAAAAGGCCGUGCCAGACGGCAGCCUUCCGCCCACCUUCAGUAGCGGCUGGUUCACCCAGCUCAGCGAUGCCAAGAAGCAGCAGCAGCAGCUGUCGCGAGGCCUCAAAGAACACAAUGUCUUCAUUCUCUUCCGCAUGGCCCGCUACGACAUUGGACAGAACUUGGGCCUGUUCCUCGUCGCCCUCAUGGACCGCUGGGUGAGCGUCAUCAUGGGUGCCCGGCUUCCCCAUGCCAGCCUCUACACUGACUCCCGCGCCCGCUACGGCAUCUGCUUCUGUAUCCUGUACUUCAGCUUCUCCGUCAUGAUCCUGGACGUUGUCUUGCAAAAGUAUUGGAGCCUCCGCUUCACCUCGUCCAAGGAACCGCUUGCCGACUUCUACCACGCGCAAACAGUCGCCAAGGACUGGGAAAGGAUGCGCCGCAGGACGCUCAUGAGCGCCCUGGCUGAGCUUUUCCUGAAGAUUCUCGCCGUCUUCGGCGCCACUACCCUCCUCCUCUGGGUCUUUGUCGAGAGCUCCGAGACGAUGACGCUGUACUACCUCUACGUCCUCGGCUACACAUGUGUCAUCGUCUUCCAGUUCAACCGCUGCUUUACGACAAACGUUCACGCGCACAUCGUCAUCAUCUUUUCUUCUGCCAUUGUCGGCUUUGUGCUGGGAUGUGUCCUCCACGCGGUCCCCGCGACGGCCGGCUGGCUCUACUCGGAUGUUCUAUCCCAAAACUGCGCAGCCGUGUUGGCGGCCUUCGGGACUUUUGCCUGGGCCUGGCGCGAUUUCUCCACGCCCAGCACCACGAAGCUUACCCGCAGUGCCGGCAAGACCAACCAGGAUCGAGAGAUCUGGGCCCAGCCGAUGCUCAGGGCAGAUGCCGAUGCCGAGUCGAAGAUGCCCCUGUUCAAGUCUCGCAAGGCCAACGGGGUCACGGCGAUGCAUGAGGAUGGCUCCUUGAUCGCGCAGAGGAUCGGCCAGCUUCUACACAAAAGUCUUGCUCACCAAAACGCCAUGGCCAAGGAAGCCCCAUGGUCAGAGGAGCUUCUCGACACCGCCAUCGCCAUGUGGAACGCGCGCCGCGUCCGGGUUUUGGCCGUCGACCGUGAGAGCUUUUCCUCGUCUGGUCUGGGCGACAUUUGCUCUUUGAGUCAGAUCGAUGGCGAAGUCCUCGUCAUCAAGGUCGGCUUGUUUGGCAAGACGGAGCUUCGCUCGCCUUCAUGGCAUUCGCUGCUUGCCACUGUGUCUGCCGAGGCCGUGCUCUACCAUGUGACCCGAGUCGACCUUAUGCGGUCGCACGCUCAAGCGGUACAGGCCGAGCACUUCAUCCACGAGACAACCACCGUCUCCAAGCGAAUCGAGGUCGAGCUGGCGUCCGGGGAUGCGAGCGAUCUGAAGCGUGUGAUCCGCAAAUCCAACCCCGAGCUCAUGCGCCAUCUCUGCUGGAACGUGGAUGUUGAGUCUGAUUGGCAAUCCAUCCCCCAGAGCGGCAGAGAAGCCAUCAUUUCUCGCAUCACGGGGCAGCCCAUUGUCUUCUCCGAAGAGCUCUGGGAGUGGACGUCGCAGGAGCGCAUCGACAUACAGACUGUCGAUUUCCAUCUGUAUCUCUCUCUCAACAUCUUUCACAAUUGCACAGAGAGGUAUAUGUCAACCGUCUUCUUCUCCGAUGGUGAUGGUCCCAACACCUUCGAACCCGCUGCCGAGUUGAAGCCCGUUCGAGUCCACGGUCGGCGGGGACCAGGCAACGUUCUGCAGCCCUUGGUCCGGGCUUUCACCGCGGUUCCCCUUUCCAUCGUGAAAUGGAUAGCCGUCAUCUCGGGCGGAGGGGCCAACGUCGAGAGAGAGCUCUGGUAUAGCCUGCGCAAUGUGUUUUGCGGCCGUCUGAUCCUCCUUCCUACCUUGCUCGUGUGGAAGGCGUGCCGAAAGCUGAAGGACUCGUUGAUUUAUGCACUGCUUGUAUAUCACCGGCCCACCCUCGUCAACAUUAUCCGGCUUGCGCAUAAGGGUGAGCGGCGCAAAAUCACGGGAAACGCCAUCGUUAUGGACCAGGCCCGCAAGUCUGUCACCGCCUUCGCGACCAGCGGCGAGGACGAGCAAGCCCACAUGACUGUCGAGGCAUUUGACGGGCUCCCGCAAACCCUUCCGCAGGGUAAGAAGCCGGCCUUCAAAGCCAGGUACGAUGAGCACCUUCGCCUGACCAGCCGCGAAGACGGAGACGGCACCAUGGCGACCUACAACUACGGCGCUCGAGUUUGGCAGCGCAGGCCGCAGUCGAAGGAGGCUGUGGGCGACAAGUACAGGACCAUUGGCAUCUAUGACUGCCACGGGCGCAUCAAGCACGGGAUCCUGACCCUGGGCGACUCGUCGAUGCUCAACUUCUGCUACCACUACAAGGCGACCCCCAAGGGCAACGCCAACAUUCUCGCAGCGGAUUUCAUGCCUGUCAGCAAAUCGGGGUCCAGCGACCUACUGUCCGUCUUCUGGGGCCCGCCCCCCAAGACCGGCGCUGGCGACUAUGACUGGAUCCCGUCGGACAAGGUCUACCGCAUCGUCAGGGUCAUCAACGGUAAGAGAUUCGUCACCGAGUUCGAGUAUCGCCACCGCCGCGACCCCGUCAGCACGACGAUUCUGGAAGGAGACAAUAAUCACAGGACCGCCGUCGCCGAGGAGCCCAGACUAGCCUUUGAGCAAGAUUUUCUGCUCCAGAAGCCCAAGAACCUGUCAUUUGACUGGGACGACGUGCUCAUUCACCACAGGCCACUCCAGGUGAAGCGCAUGAGGCAGUACGCAGGCAAUGGGCUAUCCAUGGCGUCGCGUUGGAGUCCCUUGCACCUGUGGAAGAGAAAGGUCCAUCUCUCCGUCCCCACCUGGCGCAUCCGAACCGAGCUGUGGAAUGGCUGGCUAAACGGCGGUCUCGACGCCGCUACCGUUUGUUGGAUGGACGAGCUCAUCAUCCGCGGGGAGCCGCUGCUUCGCAAGUACUGGCGUGCCCGCGAGCGCGGGAGGUUCCAAGACGCCAAACAGGCGCUGGACGACGACAUUAACCAGAUCGUGUCGGCCAUUGACAUCGAGACGGACAUCUCGGAGCUCUGCCUACUCCCCAUCAGGACCGCGGACCUGUACGCGAUGGGAUUGGGAAGGGACGCCACCGAGGUCACGAACCGGCCGCAAGACGCCUACAAGGACACGCAGGACCGGCUGUCCGUCAUCGUCAACGACAUUGGGUGCUGGCCCGAGGCGCCGGGCGGCGUGUCAAACUGCAGGCGAGAUCUGGUCAACGGCCACAGCACGAUCCGCAACCACGUGCUGGCCGAGUGUGCCAACGACUUUGGUAUCCCGCGCUUCCAGGUGGAGAAGAACGUGCAGUCCCUCAAGCUGCUGCCGCUGUGGGGUCUUGACGGCAAGACUGCCUACCACGGGCUCAUGGAAAACAUGACGCAGUCGCAAGUCGACGACAAGAUUCGCGACACGGACAUGCAGAGAGACGUGGUGGGCGUCUUCAUUCCCCUACUCAAGGAUUUUGUUAAGGGGGCGCGCACCAAGAGCUACUCGCGCGCUGACCUCGUCAAGUACACCAACGUCUUCCUCUCCAUGUCCAAGUACUACGAGCACAAGGACUACAACCAGACGUGGAGCUCCAAGGUGGUCGAGGAUGCAUGGGCCGAGGCGUGGCUCAUCCCCUACCAUGACGAGAACAUCACGGACCCUUCGCAGCACUUUGACAUGCAACGGCCCAGCAUGGCCGACUUCAAGGACGCGCUGGGCAUCUACCUGGCCUACUUCUUCAUCUUCUCCGUCAACAUCCCCGAAGAGUGCCCCCGCGUCUUCCAGAGCACGCACCACGGCAUCAGCAGCCUCUUUGGCAUGCUGCUCAAGUACCGCCGCGGCGUGACGUUUGGCAUCUGGGACCACGCCAUCCUGUGGCGGGAGAGCUGCCUCAACAUCAGCCCGGCGCAGUGCGAGCUGUCCGUGCCGGUACAGUCGAUGCUUCUGGCGGGAAUCCGGCUGGCGAGUCGCCUGGCCUAUUUUCACGCCGACAUUGUCGUGCCGUGCACGUCGCUCUUUAAUCCGAUGUGGGAAACUGAAAUCGGCACCGACAGCGGCAAGCUCUGCAGCAGCAAUGAGUUUGCGCGCAAGAUUGAUCCCAUUGUCAACGGCAUCAGCAACAUGGACUCGUUUAUGCCUGUCGACAAGGUGCGCACCGACACGCCGACGGCGGUGAUGCUGUCCAAUGUGCAGUUCAUCAAGGGCAUCAAGACGGCUAUCCUGGCGGCCGAUAUUAUCGUCAACCGCUACGGGUUCCACGACUACAAGCUGCUCGUGUACGGCGCCAAGGACCGUCAGCCAUCGUACGCGCUCGAAAUGGCCAAGCUCAUCGUCAAGUGCAACCUGUCGGAGAAUGUGAUCCUGGCAGGCUUCGGCAAGCCCAAGGAGGUGCUCAAAGACGCCUGGCUCUUUGUCAACUCGUCCAUCUCGGAAGGGCUGCCGCUGGCCAUUGGCGAGGCGGCGCUGGCAGGCGUGCCCAUUGUCGCGACCGAGGUGGGCGCCACGGCGCUGGUGGUGACGGACCCGGACGACCCGGCGCAGCGAUACGGAGAGGUGGUGGCCCCCAACGACCCCGUGGCCCUCGCACGCGCGCAGUUGAGCCUACUCAGCAUGGUCGGACCGUGGGCACGGUUCACGGAGGACGGCGAGACGAGCGGGGUCGGAGGGUUGCCGGAGGACAUCUCGGCCGAGGACGUCGAGUGGCUGUCGCAGCGCAUGUACGACAGGAGCGACGACCGGCGCCGGCUUGGGCUCCUGUCGCGAGAAGUGGUGCUGCACAGCUUCCACGGACGGCGUUACCUGCGUGAACACGAGCAGAUGUACUGGAUUCAGUGGCACAUGGCCAAGAUGCGCGCGGAGCAGGCUCUCAGCGCCGGGACCAAGAACGCGUACAAGUUCGGCUCCUUGCCCCCGCUGCGGUACAAGGAGGCGGAGCUGGAUGAGGAGGAGGAGGUGUGGGAAGAGGCAGAGGACAAGGCGGCGGUGGAAGCCGACAGGGAGACGCUGGUGGCGUCGCCAAGGGCCAGCGUCGACUCGGAGUCGCAGAGCGUGCGGAGUGUGGAUCUCAGGACGAGGCUCUCGAGGCUGGUACGACCAAGCUUCAUGAACAUCAACAGCAUGGACCGCAGUUCGGGCCAUGUGCCCUACAGCCUGGGAGGGUCAACGGCGGCGAGCAGUUUCAGCAACUGGGCGCCGGGCUGA
This is a messenger RNA of Hirsutella rhossiliensis, 8673 nucleotides long. RefSeq names its product glycosyl transferases group 1 domain-containing protein. The transcript has 4 exons. The coding region runs from base 1 to 8673 and encodes 2890 amino acids. Gene Ontology annotation, molecular function: glycosyltransferase activity. The record is from RefSeq and is a predicted model, not a curated record. Lineage: Eukaryota; Fungi; Ascomycota; Sordariomycetes; Hypocreales; Ophiocordycipitaceae.